UUGUUUUAUUUUUAUGAUUUCAUUUGUUUUCAGGAUGACAAAGAUUUGGUUCAUGAGUUUGUACAAAACGACGGUCUUUCGUGCUUGAUUAAAGUUGGAACAGAGUCGGACCAAAAUUAUCAGAAUUACAUACUUCGAGCUCUCGGCCAGGUUAUGCUAUACGUAGAUGGCAUGAACGGCGUCAUAGCACACAACGCAACGAUUCAAUGGUUGUAUUCCCUGCUUGGUUCUCCAUUUCGUCUUGUGGUUAAAACUGCUUUAAAGUUAUUACUCGUAUUCGUGGAAUAUGCCGAGUCGAACUCGUUGCUGUUGCUGGCGGCGGUGUCGAUUGUCGACCGCGAUCGACGUGCUACAAACUGGUCAAAUGUCAUGGGUAUUAUCAACGAUCGAGACACUGUGGAUCCGGAAUUGCUGGUGUUCGCCAUGACUCUGAUCAACCAGACUCUGAACGGCAUUCCUGACCAGGAUACGUACUACGAUGUGGUGGACGCUCUCGAGGAGCAGGGUAUGGAGGAAGCGAUAUCGCGCAUGACGAACCUGGGUAGCAGGGAGUUGAGGGAGCAGUGCUCGAUUUACGAGUCGGUGUUGAGGAACGAAGAUGAAGAUGACUCUUCGAUCCAAAACAUCGCUGUCGCCAGAGGAACCGCCAUGGAACCAUCUUUGAACAAAAGCACAAACCGUUCGAGGACGGGCUCGGAUGAACGACGAAGCGUUCGCAAAUGGUCGACCGACAAGACUGCCGUCGAUGACCGGGUUAAAUUCUCGCCCGUUCAAAACGGUGGCGAACAGCCAGUGCCGGAAAGCAGACCGAAAAGGAAGGUGCAAACCGGCAGAAUCAAGGAGCUUAUCAAAGCCACCGAGACUCAGGCAAAAUCCGUUGAAAACGAAAAAACAAAGACGCUGAACAGCCGGCAGUCGUCGACGGACUCGCCGUCGUCGCCUUACGAUUCGAAACAGGUCCCCGGUUUACCAGCCAAUAAGCGAUUGACCAUGGAUUUACUAUACAAAAAGUCUUCCACCGACCAAACAAGGGAAGCCGCCGAAACCGCCGAAGCCAAGGGACCAAAACCCCUAUCCACAUCGACGAUGGCGGCCCCUCCUGCUCCUCCCCUUCCGAUCUCUCUUCUCUCCGCGACGACGACGACGGCGGCAACCGGCAAUGAAGUGAACGACAAGAGAACGAAGAUCGGCGCCGUCCAUGCUCUGGCCGAGAAGUAUCACGUUGACAAGGCGGUGGACUCGGCGGCGGCAGCGGAACAACAGCCAAAAGUGACAGCCACGGGCGAUUCCGAAGAAACCCCUCCCGAAAACACGUUCGCAGCCGCGCUCAGCAAAGCCCGCAAAGGAAUGGACAAGAAAAUCGCCACUAAGGAGCCGGUCGACACCCGAAAGGAGAGCGACAUUCAGUGGGAGAAAGCAGCACAGAGUCUGAACAGACCGCUGGUUAUCAAUGACCUGGACUUCACAGAGCUCUCGGAGGGCGACGACGCCGACCCUCUGAAACUGUCGCUAAUGGCGCAACAGAACAUGUCACCGAAUACCGUCGCCAGGAAUCUUUCACCUUCCGUUGCGAACAAGGAGACGAAGACCGUUAAGCUAUUUUGGAAAGAAGCACAGGUUCAACCGCCGCCUGGUCUGUUAGCCAAAGAAGGCGUCUUUUGGCAGAAAGUGAAGCCCGUCGAAAUCGAUGUCGAAAAAAUAGGCCAUCUAUUUGAAACUAAAACUAAAGAAGUUGUUACGAAGAAGAAAGACGACAAGAAAUCAGAACUGAUCCUUUUGGAUACAAAGCGGUCAAAUGCGAUCAACAUCGGUCUGACAAAACUGCCGCCUCCGAGAGCCAUACGGACGGCCAUAGUUAAGUUUGACUCCUCCAUUCUGAACAAGGAAAGUAUCGAAAAGAUCUUGACGACGAUGCUGCCGACCGAAGAAGAGAAGGAGCGGAUAACCAAUGCGCAGUUGGCCAGUCCAGACAUCCCGCUGGGUAACGCCGAGCAGUUCCUGAUGAUGUUGUCCGAAAUACCUCAGUUGUACGCCCGGUUACGGCUGUGGUUGUUCAUGCUUGACUAUGCCAACAUCGAGUCUGAGGUAGCCGAACCUCUGAUGGACCUGAAGCUGGCCAUGGAAGAGCUGGACAACAGCAAGACAUUCAAGUACGUGAUGGCAACGCUGUUAGCCGUCGGAAACUACCUGAACGGAGCCGAGGUAAAAGGCUUCCAGUUAGACUACUUGGCGAAGGUUCCCGAAGUAAAGGACACGCUUCACAAGCAUUCUCUGGUCUACCAUCUGUCGACGAUCGUCAUGGACAAGUUUCCGGACUCGACCGAUUUGUAUUCGGAGCUGGGCGCCGUCGCCAGGUCGGCUAAGGUCGACUUCGAGGAGAUCCAGAACAACCUGGAGAAGAUGGAGAAGGACUGCAAAGCAUCGUGGGACUAUUUACGCAUGAUCGCAAAGCACGAAUCUCACACUGUGCGAGAAAAGAUCUCUUCGUUCCUCACCGACUGUGCCCAGCGUAUUAUGACCCUUAAGGUCAUCCACAAACGAGUAAUCAAUCGGUUCAGAAAGUUCUUGUUUUACAUGGGCAUGCCGCCGAAGGCGAUUAAGGACACGAAGAUCAACAGCAUCUGCAAGACGAUCAGCGAGUUUGCGCUGGAGUACCGGACGAGUCGCGACAAGAUCAUGCAGCAGAACAAGCGUAUGCAAGAGAAACGUGAACGCAACAAGACGCGCGGUAAACUCAUCACCGACACCAAGCAGUUCAACACGAUCGCCAAAGGCCCGUCGUCGGCCGGUCGCAAGGAAGAGAACAGCGAGUACGAGCUGAACAAAUUGCUAGACUCGAGGAUGGACGGCGAAUCGUGGAAUCACACGUUUCCGAAGUUGCAGGUUAAGACCAGCGGUAAUACGACGACGGACGUAGCUGAUGAUGAAAUUCUUGAUGGCCUUAUAAAAGCUGCUUCGGUCAAGGCGGAACAGCCGAGAGAGCAGCGCCGACGUGCCCGCCAGUUCGACCGAAAGUCGUUGAGGAGAACGAGGACAUUGAAGUUGGUCGAAGAUCAGAUGAACGGCAGAGCCGGUGGGCUAUGA
Messenger RNA from Soboliphyme baturini, 3084 nucleotides. Lineage: Eukaryota; Metazoa; Nematoda; Enoplea; Dioctophymatida; Soboliphymatidae. The record is from the annotation of a GenBank genome assembly.